This is a messenger RNA of Setaria italica (foxtail millet), 893 nucleotides long. RefSeq names its product peptidyl-prolyl cis-trans isomerase E. NCBI's taxonomy places the organism in Eukaryota, Viridiplantae, Streptophyta, Magnoliopsida, Poales, Poaceae. The coding region runs from base 123 to 617 and encodes 164 amino acids. The transcript is spliced from 3 exons. The record is from RefSeq and is a predicted model, not a curated record. Gene Ontology annotation, molecular function: RNA binding.
UCAGCCCGUUCGGGUUCUACUCCCGAGUCUCCAACGAACAGAGAAGGCAAAACCCAAGCAUCCCCGUCUCCCCUACGCACCAGCACCCCCAUCGCCGCGCCGCCGCCGUCGCCGCCGCCGCUAUGAACCAACCGGUGCAGAAGAACACCCUCUACGUCGGUGGCCUGGCGGAGGAGGUGGACGAGAAGAUCCUGCACGCGGCGUUCGUGCCCUUCGGCGAGGUCAAGGACGUCAAGACGCCGCUCGACCAGUCCACGCAGAAGCACCGCUCCUUCGGGUUCGUCACAUUCCUCGAGCGCGAGGACGCUGCCGCCGCCAUGGACAACAUGGACGGCGCCGAGCUCUUCGGACGCGUCCUCACCGUCAACUACGCCUUCCCCGAGCGCAUCAAGGGAGGGGAGCAGGGAUGGGCCGCCCAGCCAAUUUGGGCUGAUGCGGACACUUGGUUCGAGAGGCAGCAGCAGGAAGAGGAGAUGCAGCGGCUGCAGGCAGAGCAGCGUGCGGCAAUGCAAGUAGCAGAGAAACUGCACAGGGAGAAACUGGCUGCCGAAAGAGAUGGCGAGAAAGAAGAGGAGGCAGAUCCCAUGGCUGCAGCAGAAGCUCAGGCCUUGAAAUAGAGUUCUUAAGAACUGGGGUGUAGACUUCAGAACAUGGGCCACUUCCGUGUCCAUUUGUCAAAUACAUGCUUUUCUUAGCAGUGGCUACGGUAUGACUAACAUGCUAGACUUGCGAGUGCUGUUUGUUUUGCUGAAAGGAACCCAUUCAUCCCUUUACGUGGGAUGCUUUUGUUUUUCCUUUUGUUUGUAAGACUGAUAUGUACUCCCUCCCUACUGCACAGUGCACACUCGCACAUUGAUACAACAUAUUGUGGUAAUAUGUGUCUUUAAUUUGUA